This is a messenger RNA of Pelmatolapia mariae (spotted tilapia), 1686 nucleotides long. RefSeq names its product kelch-like protein 23. Lineage: Eukaryota; Metazoa; Chordata; Actinopteri; Cichliformes; Cichlidae. The coding region runs from base 1 to 1686 and encodes 561 amino acids. Gene Ontology annotation, molecular function: protein binding. The record is from RefSeq and is a predicted model, not a curated record. The transcript has 3 exons.
AUGGCUGACAGAGGUGACCAUGAGCUGAAACUGCAGAGCUUUGAAUUGACGCUUGUAUCAGAAGAAGAGGAUGAGUCUGCUUCACAGGUGAAGGACUCUGAGGCUGAUAUAACACCUGAUGCUAGCCUACAAGUAGAAGGAGAGAUUUUUUAUGUCAACCGCCAACAUCUGGCCCUGCAGAGCCCUUACUUCAGGGCUCUGUUCUUUGGCCCUGGGUUGGAGAGCAGCAAAAGGCAGGUAGAGCUUAAAGGUGUGAGUCUGCAGCAUUUCAGGACCUUGAUGGAAUAUACCACAACAUGCAGCCUGUCUUUGAACAGAGAAAAUGUUACGGGCAUCCUCGAGACGUCCGACUUUUUGCAGCUGGAACGAGCCAGGCUGCUGUGCUGUAAGUUCCUGGAGCGUGAGCUGCACCUCAGCAACUGUUUGGGGAUGAUGGCCUAUGCCUGGCAGCUGGGUUGCACUCAGCUUUAUGCCGCAGCACGACAGGUGGUGCUCACUCACUUCUCCGCUAUUUCAGCUGAAGAGGAUUUUCUGUCACUCUCAAAAGAGUCAGUAGCAGAUCUACUUGCCAGCGAUGACCUAACCAUCCAUAAAGACGAUCUGGCUCUGGAGGCAAUACUGCGCUGGGUGUCAUUUGACCCUAAACGAGAAGAAUAUUUCCUGGAGCUCAUCGAGCUGGUGAGGCCCGAGUCUCUGUCCUUGCCUUUUAUCACUGAACUCUUGACCAGAAUGAAAAGCUCUGACCCCAGAGCCAGGCUCAUCAUAAAGCUCAAUGAACAUUUCCCAGCAUCUUGGUCAGUGGGCAGGUCAAUGAGGAGGACCAGGGCCAGAGAGACCCUGUUUGUGCUGGGCGGGCCUCAUGAUCGGGAAGAACAGGCGCUGUACCAGUAUCACCCGAUGAGUGGUAGAUGGCAGAGCUGCGCGCCCCUGCAGAGGAAGAACCUCACACAGUACUCCGUGGCUGCAGUGGGAGACAGUGUGGUCGUGACAGGUGGCUACUUCCGGGAUGUUCUGUGGUUCAGUGUGGAUUGGGUCCGGAUCUACGAAUGUGGGAACCAGCGCUGGGUGGACGGGCCAGCCCUGCAGAAGUCCAGACACAGCCACUGCUCCAUAGGGCUCGAGUCAGUACUGUAUGUCCUGGGGGGAAGUAUGGACGAAGGUCUUGUGGAUGAUGUAGAAAGGCUGGUCCUUGGGUCAGAGGAGGGUUGGGAGGCAGUGAGCCCCAUGGUCAGGGCCGUAGAGAGGGCAGCCACUGCUGCUCUGGGGUCGUGUAUCUACGUGGCGUGCGGCCUGGAUGAAAAUGGCGAGGUUUAUGGUGGAAUUCAGAGGUAUGUGGCGAAGGAGGAUCAGUGGGAUGUGGUCUCCUAUUCUCCAUUUCCACGAUACGACCUGGUUGCCACAGAGCUCAACAGUGCCCUCUACCUGUUCGGGGGCCAAGCCCUUCGUUUUGACAUGGAGACAGAUGAGUGGACGGUGCUGGAGGAGGAAUGUCUGAACAAAAGGUUCUUCUGUGGCUGCUCCUCAGUCACUGGGCAGAUAUACCUGGUUAGUGAGAGAAAGAGUAACAAAGCAUUCCCGAACAUGGUGAUGCUGGACCCUUACAUAGACACCUGCAUUGAGGUAGAUGAUGCUAUACCCUGUCCCGUGCCCCUCAGAGGGUGUGUCACCGUAAGAAUGAUCCCAUGA